GGCGUCGCUGAAUACGAUCACGAUUCCAAACCCUUCAAGUUCCCCCCUCUGUCGCGAUGAUGAUGCAAUCCGCGUUACCUUUGGAACAGAAGGCUGCAUAUCUGCGGACACUUCCCGCGAUUCGCGAGCGAUGCGGCCGCGUACAUGACCUGGCAAAGGCUGGCAAACUGCAAUACUUCGACUACCACCCCGAGAAGGAACCGGACGCUGCCAACUUCUGUGUGGAACUGAUACAGCGGGACUUCAAUAGUUACUACAGCACGAUCCCUCCACACGGUCGAUGGUCUCACCUGGAUGCUGGCAAGCCUCGCGUGGAGCCCUUGAUUGCACGGUGGAAAGCGUCGCCCAAUCCACCCGAUACUAAAGAGGUCACUCGGCGUCUCGUGGAUCUAUUCGUUGUUUCUGUCUUGCUCGACGCCGGUGCAGGGAGUAAAUGGUCGUAUCACGAAUCUGGAGGUGGCACCUAUUCGCGUUCGGAGGGAUUGGGUGUCGCCAGCAUUCAUAUGUUCGAGAGUGGUUUCUUCUCUGGGGAUCCGAAGAAACCUCACCAAGUUGACGCUACUGGUCUGUCCAAGAUCACGUCCGAAGCAGUUGCUGUUGCCAUGCAAGUCUCAGAUACUAAUCCGAUGAUUGGUAUCGAAGGCCGAGCUACGCUCCUGAAAAAUCUUGCCGAUGCGCUCAAGUCUAAUCCGCUGUAUUUCGGGGAUCAUGCCAGGCCGGGUAAUAUGCUGGAUUUUCUUGAGUCCGAGUCAAUCCCGGGACCCUCACGAAGGAUACACGUGUCUGUACUGUGGAGUGUGCUUAUCGAGGGCUUAGCUCUCGUGUGGCCGAAGACGCGCACAAAGUUAGGCGAUAUCUUCCUCGGCGAUGUUUGGCCUUGUCCGGCUCUCAGGAGCGCUCUGACGUCCACAGAGGAAGGUGGAGACCUUGUGCCCUUCCAUAAACUCACGGGCUGGAUGACGUACAGCUUGAUCGUCCCAAUCGAGAAGAUCCUCGGCUGGAAAGUCGAGGGAAUCGAAGAUCUUGUCGGGCUGCCGGAAUACAGAAAUGGCGGCUUGCUGGUGGAUUUCGGCGUGCUGACGCUUCGAUCGAACAUGAUUGAAGCUUCUUAUUAUCCCGAUCCCGCAUCACCCAUUCCACGUCUACCCGCGGCACACCCGGCCAUCGUUGAAUGGAGAGCCAUGACAGUCAUUGAAUUGGAUCGUAUUGCCCAGCUCAUUCGAGACAAACUCGGCAUACCCGCAUCGCAACUCACCCUUCCACAGGUGUUGGAGAGUGCGACUUGGAAGGGAGGCCGAGAGAUAGCCAAAACGCUGCGGCCGGAGACGGCAGAGCCUCCUAUCGAUAUCGAGAGUGAUGGCACAGUCUUUUGAUGCAACGCUUAACGAUGGGGGCUACUCAGGUUUGCGCGAAACUGUCACGAGCACUGCCCACAAGGUAGAGCGAUUCGGGAAAUUUUCAUUUGUGCUCAAGCCCCAAAAUCCUGGUCAGUCGACUGACCAGCGCCAUGUUCGUACGCCUCUCCCCUCUUUCCCGUGUAUUGAGCCGCGAGCAUAUCCCCGGCCUCCUUCUUACUCGUCAAGUUGUCGCCAUAAGGAUUGAGACCCCGCGAGCCGCUGGGUUGGUAAUCAUUCCUAGCCUUCUCAUCCUCUCCUUGACGUGCAUCUUGGAUCUCUUCACCUAUGGGUCCGCCACUGGGCGAUUGGUCUACCAAUCCUGUUUGACUAUAUUCGGGCCUUGUCCUGCCGCCUUGUGCCUCAUUGGACCAUGGUUGCUGAACCGAUCCAUAGCCUCCAGAGGAAGU
Messenger RNA from Punctularia strigosozonata HHB-11173 SS5, 1804 nucleotides. RefSeq names its product DUF1688-domain-containing protein. The record is from RefSeq and is a predicted model, not a curated record. Bases 57 to 1373 code for a protein of 438 amino acids. Lineage: Eukaryota; Fungi; Basidiomycota; Agaricomycetes; Corticiales; Punctulariaceae. The transcript has 8 exons.